Molecule: messenger RNA, 942 nt
Organism: Lontra canadensis (Northern American river otter)
Lineage: Eukaryota; Metazoa; Chordata; Mammalia; Carnivora; Mustelidae
Product: olfactory receptor 1361-like
Exons: 1
Coding region: 1-942 (313 amino acids)
Biological process (GO): G protein-coupled receptor signaling pathway
Cellular component (GO): membrane
Molecular function (GO): G protein-coupled receptor activity; olfactory receptor activity
Source: RefSeq, a predicted model, not a curated record
AUGUCCAGAGGGAAGGAAAACGGGACAGGAGUCACCGAGUUCCUCCUGCUUGGCAUCACCAGGGACCCGGAGCAGCGUCAAGCCCUCUUCUGGCUCUUCCUGUGUAUGUACCUGGUCACCGUGGCCGGGAACACACUCAUCAUCCUGGUCAUUGGCUCUGAUCCCCGCCUGCACACCCCCAUGUACUUCUUUCUCACCAAUCUCUCCUUUGUUGACAUCUGCUUCACCACUAACCUGAUCCCCAAGCUGCUGGCCAGCCACGUGGCAGGAACGUGGACUAUCUCUUACCCCCAUUGCCUGACCCAGAUGUACUUCCUCAUCUCCUUUGCCAACCUGGAUACCUUCCUGCUGGCAGCCAUGGCACUGGACCGUUAUGUGGCCAUCUGCCACCCCCUGCAGUACCACACCAUUAUCACCCCCCAGCUCUGUAGGGGACUAGCCACACUCACGUGGACGUGUUCGGGCCUCAUCUCCCUGGUCCACACACUCCUCAUGGACAGACUGACCUUCUGCUCCUCUGCCCGGGAGAUUGCCCACUUCUACUGUGACGCCUACCUGCUGAUGAAGAUUGCCUGUUCGGACACGCGGGUCAAUGAGCACGUGUUCCUAGGGGCCGUAGUCCUGUUCGUGGCCCCCUGUGCACUCAUUGUGGUCUCCUACCUCCGCAUAGCUGCAGCUGUUCUCCACAUCCCCUCCGCCCCAGGAAGGCGCAAGGCAUUUUCCACGUGCAGCUCCCAUCUGUCUGUGAUCACCUUGUUCUAUGGAACUGUCCUGGGGGUAUACGUACGACCCCCCAACUCCUUCUCAGUCCAGGACACAGUAGCAACCAUCAUGUACACAGUGGUGACCCCCAUGCUAAACCCCUUCAUCUACAGCCUGAGGAACCAGGACAUGAAGAAGGCUGUAAGAAGACUCUUUGGCAGGGGCUCCAAAUCCUCUUAG